UCUCAAAAUCUCCGGCGGUUUUUAGGAGCAAGCGUCAUCAAAUCAAAACGGCGCCGUAUCAUCGCCGUGAUUUUAUCUUUUGCAAUCGUUUGACCUUUUUACUUCCCCACGAGCCUCAUCGCAACGAUAGUCUCCUUCUCCUCUUCUUGACUGCUUCCUCCUCUCUACUUGUAAAGGCGCUGACUUUGAGGUGGUGGAAGAAUGGGUAGUUCGUUUAAUGCUCAGGUUUUAGCUGAGAAGCUUGCCAAACUCAACAGUUCUCAAGCAAGCAUACAGACUUUAUCACAUUGGUGUAUCUUUCACAUGAACAAGGCGAAACAUGUUGUGGAAACAUGGGGCAGGCAGUUUCAUUGCUCCCCGCGUGAGCAGCGGUUGGCCUACUUGUACCUUGCGAAUGAUAUCUUGCAGAACAGUAGGCGAAGAGGUUCAGAGUUUGUUGGUGAGUUUUGGAAUGUGCUCCCUGAUGCUCUUCGUGAUGUGAUUGAAAAUGGUGAUGACUCUGAAAGAAAAUCUGCGCUUCGAUUGGUUAAUAUAUGGGAAGAAAGGAAGGUUUUUGGAUCUAGUGGACAGAUUCUAAAAGAAGAAAUUCUGAAAAAGCAUCCUGAAAAUGGAACCAGAAACGGUGGGCUCGUGCCACUUAAGCUUAAACAGGUCAAUGUAACUCCGUUGGAGAAAGUAGUGUCUGCUGUUGAAGCUCUUCACGGCGUUCAGAUUGAUGAGCAUGAUGUUGUUGGAAAAUGUACUAAUGUUGUGGGUUACCUUGAGAAAGCAGCUCAUGAAGUUGAGAGAGAUCUUAACUCAGGACACACACCUGGCGCCGCGGUUGUGAAGGAGGUGCAGGGACAGCAUACUAUACUGAGAGACUGCAUCGAACAGCUAGGAGCAAUAGAAACAUCCAGAACAAGUCUUAUCUCUCGUUUGAGAGAGGCUUUACAAGAACAGGAACACAAGCUGGAGCAAGUCCGUAGCCACCUUCAGGUUGCUCGGUUUCAAUCAGACCGAACUACUGAUCUCUGCAAACAGCUUCUAGACCAUGGCAGUAGCUCACAACCUCCUCCUGCUACAGAAGAAGAGUCAAAAGAAGUCAUCAAAGUUUCAUUCACUGCAUCUGCACCGGUUAUGUUUGCUUCGAACCCACCAACUCAGUCAGUGGUAGUAGACCCAAGAAAAACUGAAGCCGCCGCAAUGGUAGCUAAGCUAACCGCAUCAACCUCCUCAGCCGAGAUGCUCUCCUACGUUCUCUCCUCCUUUGCCUCUGAAGGCAUCAUCGGAAACAACAACCCACCUGCUAUAACAGAACCUCCAUCAUCAGACGUAUACCCGCCAGAGAAAAGGCCCAAACUUCAAAACCUUGACCAGUCCUAUCUCCAACAGAACACAUCCACAGCCACCACCAGUCCUCUACCUCCACCACCACCACCACCAGCGUUCCAGCUACAGCCUCAGUUCUUGCAGCCGUUACAGCCUCCUGGUCCUGUAAACCAGACACCAUUCACCUACACCACUCAACAACAACAGCAAGGUCCUUGGAUUCCUGGACUCACCUCGCUUCCAACAACCUCUGCUCCAUCCGAUAAUUCAUACCAAAAGUUUCAGGGACAAGAUGGUUUCUAUGGAACUAACUCACCGUCCUCUAUGACACCUAUUACUCGGCAGUGAAGAAUCUAUUUUGUAGGGUUAAGAGACCAAAAAGCUUACUUCUUUGGUGUUGUUAAAAGUACAGUAUUAAUGGGUGUUUGAUAGGAUUUGAAAUGUGCAAGUCUAACUAUAUGCUUCUUCUGCAUAUAUCUUCUGUCUGUAAACUUUAACAUUUCUUUUACUGUGAAGAUUAGACUUUUUCAAUUAUCUCAUCUAUGAAACUUGGAAGAUUCGUUUAGCUCUUCUUUUCAAGAC
Molecule: messenger RNA, 1893 nt
Organism: Eruca vesicaria subsp. sativa (arugula)
Lineage: Eukaryota; Viridiplantae; Streptophyta; Magnoliopsida; Brassicales; Brassicaceae
Source: the annotation of a GenBank genome assembly